AUCCCAUUCAUUAAUCAAUUAAUUUACACUAAUCCUCAAUUACAACUCUUUAUUAUUCUCAUUCUAUUAAUUAAUUAACUAAUCUUUCCCCAGUUGAAAACGAUUAAUACCAAUUUGUCCCCUUUCGCCGUUUCUUCCUCUCUCUCUCAUCAUAACCUUUCCUACUCUGUUAUCUUUCCCGUUAACAUUCUUUCUCUUCCUCUCAAUUCCUCAACCACUCCUCUCUUCAAUCAGGAUUUUUUUCGUCUGAAAGAACAGAUCUACCUGAAUCCAUGGCGGAAGAGCACCGAUGUGAAACUCCGGAAGGCCACAGACUCUGCGCUAACAACUGCGGCUUCUUCGGAAGCUCAGCUACGAUGAAUUUCUGUUCAAAAUGUUACAGAGAUAUUCAUCUGAAGGAGCAAGAACAAGCCAAAACCAAAUCCACAAUCGAAACCGCUCUCUCCUCUGCCUCCUCGUCAUCAACCGCCGCCGCUGCUGCCGUAGUUGUUGCAUCUCCGGUUAUGGAGAUCGAAUCUCUCCCUCAAUCUCAACCUCAACCACCGGUACAGUCGAUCGUGACCAACGCGGCGGAAGCUUCGAUCAGAUCGGUUCAACCGAACCGGUGCGGGACCUGUAGAAAACGGACCGGGUUAACCGGGUUCAAGUGUAGAUGUGGAAUCACGUUCUGUGGGACCCACAGGUACCCGGAGAAACACGAGUGCGGUUUUGAUUUCAAGGCGGUGGGGAGAGAGGAGAUAGCUAAAGCGAAUCCCGUGAUCAAAGCCGAUAAGCUGAGAAGAAUCUGAUUUGAUUUCCGCCGUUUGAUGAAGGAUGUGAUUUCGAUGAUUUGAUCUGGACCGUCCGAUGCGGUCCUUGCCUACACAAACGAAUCAUGUGGCGACGCUGAUGAAAUGUAAAAAAUCUAUCUAUUAAAAAAGGUUGAAUAAGUCUUUUUCUUACGUGGCUUUUGCUUUGUGUAUUAAAUGGAAAAAAAAAAAGUGAUUUCUUAUGUUGAAUGAAAUUGAAAAUUUUAAGUCUA
This is a messenger RNA of Vicia villosa (hairy vetch), 1021 nucleotides long. Its product is annotated as zinc finger A20 and AN1 domain-containing stress-associated protein 4. Lineage: Eukaryota; Viridiplantae; Streptophyta; Magnoliopsida; Fabales; Fabaceae. The record is from RefSeq and is a predicted model, not a curated record. The transcript has 2 exons. The coding region runs from base 273 to 788 and encodes 171 amino acids. Gene Ontology annotation, molecular function: zinc ion binding; DNA binding.